GACCAAAAAGAGACCACACCAAUGUUUCAGGUCCAUUUGUUAUGGAAGAUGACUUGAAUGGUGGCCCUGCAAAUGCCUCUGAAACAGCUGAUACUAUUCUUGAAGAGCUAAAGAGGCUGUUGGACACUAAGGAAGAUGAUGCAAAUGUUGUCCCAAUUCAAGAUCAUCAACCUCGGUCUAUCUCUAAUGACUGGGCCAUUAGAACUGAAAUGAGGGAGGAGAGAUGGAAAGAAGCUAGAUCUUCUCUUGUGGAGAACAUUUUGAAAGGAGAAGAUGCAAGUUCCUCAUCCUGCCAACUGUGCAGAUCAAAUGCAGCUGUUGUGCGCUGUAGGGACUGCCUCGCUUACCCUUACCUCUGUGCAGAAUGUGAUGAGAAACGACAUGGUAGCUUCUUUGUUCUCCACAAUAGAGAUUCACUUGUCUCAGGGUUUUUGUACAACCUUUACCUCCAUCAACAGGAUUCUUCCAGGCAGCUGGUCAAAUUUCUGUUAAACAUCUUGUUCGACUGCUGCCUGUAGAAAUACCUACCCAUAUUUGUGAUUGCAGUAACGGGACAGUCCUUGUUUCUUCAGGCAGGCCCAUGACCCUGAUCACUAUGAAUGGAAAGGAAGAUUUUUGCAUAACAUUUUUUUUUUCUUCUAAUAUGUAUUACCAUUUUCUUAAGCAAUUUAAAAAAAAAAAGUGGAUCAGUCUGAGCACCACAGCACUCUUGAAGCCAAAAAGCAGUAGGGGGCGGGUACACUCUUGAUGGAGAUGAGAAAGAGGGAGAUUUGAAGAAAGACUGUUGGAAGAGAGAUGGCUGACAGACAUUACAAAAGAAGGGAAUAUCACUGGAAAAAGAGCACUGAAGGGAGGGCUGUGUUUGUUUGGGUUGAUUUUAUAUAUCCACAGUUUCUCAGAAAUUAUUUACUGCACUUUUGAAUGCUGGACAUUUUAAAUUUGACUUUUUAUUUUGUGGACUCAGAAGGCUCUGCAAAUGCAGCAACACAGCUUGGAAGAACUGAAGACCGAGCUUUCACUGCAUGAAGAUUGUGUUCAUCAGUGGGUUUCAGAUGUUCAACAAUGGGCAGAAGAAAGUGAGCGACAUGGGAGUGGUGACAUGAGAAGGCUUCAAGAGGAAAUAGAAGGUCUAACCGUCAGCAUCAAAAGGCGUACACAGCGUCUGUACAGUCAAACAGAUAGCAUCAAGCGGCGCCAUUCUUUGCGCCUCAGAAGGACUGAAGAGAAAAAGAAGCUAGCUGCUGCAGUGGAAGAGUACAACAGUAUAGCAGAUCCAUCCCAGAAGCUUGGCUCAGUUGAAGACUUCUUCACAGCUGAAACUGUUGCUUGGCCUUGGCAAAUCCCUAGCAGUACUGAAUCGGCUCCCUUUCUCACCAAGAGGAAGGUGUUUGACAAGGUGAUGGCAGUGAGACGCCUUCAGGAAGAGAGAGGUCUAAUUUGUAAGGAGAUGAAACAGCACUGGACGGUCAUGAGACAGAAGAUUUCCAAAUUCGAAGCACUGAUUAAUGACAUAAGUUCAAAAUCUCUUUUUCCAACCCUGUCUGACACUGCAUGCAAAGGUCUCCUCUGCAUUGUUUGAAAGAAACAUUAUGAACUUAAACAUUUUAUGCAGUUGGUAAAGGCAGGCUAUGUGAAAAUCCUCCUCUCAUGAUUUAAAUUAAUGGAGCUGUCUACACUUAAAAGAUCCAGUUAUGCAGUUUACAUUAAGUGUGUCAUUUUUUGUGAUUAGUCUUGUGACUUAACUUA
Molecule: messenger RNA, 1746 nt
Organism: Carassius auratus (goldfish)
Lineage: Eukaryota; Metazoa; Chordata; Actinopteri; Cypriniformes; Cyprinidae
Exons: 8
Coding region: 977-1579 (200 amino acids)
Source: RefSeq, a predicted model, not a curated record